Daktulosphaira vitifoliae (grape phylloxera) is the source of this 1739-nucleotide messenger RNA. Its product is annotated as dihydrolipoyllysine-residue succinyltransferase component of 2-oxoglutarate dehydrogenase complex, mitochondrial. Bases 189 to 1607 code for a protein of 472 amino acids. The transcript has 10 exons. Gene Ontology annotation, biological process: tricarboxylic acid cycle. Gene Ontology annotation, cellular component: oxoglutarate dehydrogenase complex. The record is from RefSeq and is a predicted model, not a curated record. Gene Ontology annotation, molecular function: dihydrolipoyllysine-residue succinyltransferase activity. Lineage: Eukaryota; Metazoa; Arthropoda; Insecta; Hemiptera; Phylloxeridae.
UGGAAUUAGGUGGCUUAUUUUGUUGGAUGACCUCUCAAUUGAGCGUCUAAAGUUCCAAUUAAGUGCUGACCCUUUCAUUUUUCAAUAUAUUAGACUCAGAAAUAAUUUCACGACCUACAUAACAUCAAAAUAAGUGUCUGUGCUACAAUUUUAAGUUUAGCAUUUAAUGUGGUUUUGCCCAAGUUAAAAUGGCCGGCCUAUUACACAUUGUUAAGGUUUUACCAAAAAACGCCUUAAAAAAUAAAAAAUUUAAAAUCAAGUUUUUAUCUGAGAGUUCUGAAAAAUUGCGGUUUGUAAAGAAAAUAAACUCAAGAGGGUUGUCAACAGCUACAAAAGAUAUGUCUCAUCAAAUGUUAGUUCAGAGUAAUUUAUUCAGCAAAAGGUAUUUUGAUCAAUGCCGUUUCUUUCAAACUACUUCUUCUUUAUGUGAAGAACAUAUAUUAAAAACACCAGCUUUUGCUGAUUCUGUUUCUGAGGGUGACAUAAGGUGGGAAAAAAAUGUCGGUGAUACAGUUCAUGUUGAUGAAGUUGUUUGUGAAGUUGAAACUGAUAAAACUUCAGUCCCUGUUCCUUCACCUGUAAAUGGAAUUAUUGCUUCAAGAUUAGUUGAAGAUGGAGAAACUGUUAAGGCUCAUCAGGAUUUGUGUACCAUCACAAUUACGGAAGGUGUACCAGCACCAAAAACUCCUAAAACAGAUGAGCAACCAUCUAAACCAGUGGAAACUAGUUCAGUUGCUCCUCCAAUCCAACCGGUUGUACCACCUCCUCCACAGCCAACAGCUCCAAUACCUUCACCAGUGCCACCUAAAUCAGUACCCCUUCCUCCUCCUACUUCACCAGCCACCUUAAGGCACAACCCUACUGUCAAACUACCACCAGCUGAUCCCACAAAAGAAAUAUCUGGUACAAGAUCUGAACAUCGUGUAAAAAUGAAUCGUAUGCGGCAACGUAUUGCGCAACGUUUAAAGGAUGCACAAAACACCAAUGCCAUGUUGACUACAUUUAAUGAGGUUGAUAUGAGUGCAAUUAUGGAAUUUCGUAAAACUAAUUUAGAAGCAUUUCAAAAGAAACAUGGUUUAAAACUAGGUUUUAUGUCUGCUUUCUUAAAAGCAUCAGCUUAUGCUUUACAAGAUCAACCUGUAGUCAAUGCUGUAAUUGAAGGAAAUGAGAUUAUUUAUAGAGAUUAUGUAGAUAUUUCUGUGGCUGUUGCUACUCCCAAAGGUUUAUUAGUACCUGUAGUGCGUGAUGUACAAAAUUUGACUUAUGCAGAUAUAGAAAAAACAAUAGCUGCUCUAGGAGAAAAAGCAAGAAAAGGAGCUAUAGAUGUAGAAGAUAUGGAUGGUGGUACAUUCACUGUUAGUAAUGGUGGGGUAUUUGGUUCUCUUAUGGGAACUCCUAUAAUUAACCCACCUCAAUCUGCAAUCCUAGGAAUGCAUGGGAUUUUUGAAAGACCAAUAGCUCUAAAAGGACAAGUUGUUAUUAGACCCAUGAUGUACAUUGCUCUAACUUAUGAUCAUAGACUUGUUGAUGGUCGCGAAGCAGUAUUGUUUUUACGUAAAAUAAAAGCUGCCGUUGAGGAUCCAAGAAUUAUUGUUGCUGGAUUAUAAUAAUUAAAAAACAAAGAUACCUAAUGUACUUAGUUAAAUAAGCACUAUUUACAAUUAUUUGUAAAUAAUUUGAUAUUUAAAAGUUUUCCUCCUAUGGUACUUAACAAAAUUAAAUUACGCUUAAGUAGAAUA